This is a messenger RNA of Leucoraja erinaceus (little skate), 5151 nucleotides long. RefSeq names its product E3 ubiquitin-protein ligase SH3RF1-like. The record is from RefSeq and is a predicted model, not a curated record. Gene Ontology annotation, molecular function: protein binding. Lineage: Eukaryota; Metazoa; Chordata; Chondrichthyes; Rajiformes; Rajidae.
CUCUCCCGCUGCCAUUCACACACACGCCCUGUUGCCAAGUGACCUUGGUGAGUGGCAGACUGGCGAUCCAGUGAAGAGCUGAACUUGAGCAUCGGACUUCACCCGGGCGGGCAGUUGGAGGGAGCAGGAGACAGAGGUUUGGAGAAGCGAGCAGGGACUGUACAACACAGCUUGACUGUCACCUCGCCAGGAACACUGCCGUGUGUGGGAAGGAGCCGGCAGAGAGGAUUGGAGUGGACAACAUGCAGGCACAGGAGGCUCCGAUAUUCCUGAUUUCCAAGCAUACGAGUGUCCAGCUGGCACAGCAAACCAAUGGAAUCUUCCGGAAGCGAGUUUCUCCCGAGCGGGAUCCUGAGACGGGGGUCUCUCCCGCCCACGAUGGGCUGCCUUGGCCGGAGAUGACCAGGGAGUUCACCGUGGCCACUGGCUCCAGCAGUGGACGUCUGCAGGUUCCAGAGAUGAAUGGAGUUGGAGGAGAGGGAGCGAGGGGGCCCUCGUGUGUCACGGAUGGAGUGUCCACAGGUCUAGAGACCCCACCCCCCUCGCCCCCCACGGGUCUGGUCACUGGGGCCGUGGUCAAGCCAAAGGCGUCCACGCUGGAGAGGAUCUGGGUGAAAUAUGACGGGGCUGGGCCCACGGAUGAAGCAGGCAUGCCCAUCGCCUCCCGACCGAGCGUGGACAAACCGCGGGACUGGUACAGGAAAAUGUUCAGCCAGAUCCACUACAAACUCACAGGCACGGAGUCCGGUGUAACCGAUGUCACCGACACAUGGCACGACCAGCAUGUUGCGGACACACCGGGACUGGAUCCAGAGACACGCAACGCACAGGAGGAUCCAGAUAUCUUCACCGAAUGGGAGCUGCGAGCCGCCGCGUUGAACAACGACAGACACAAACUGCAGGCAGAGCAUCGAAGUAUCUACACCUACCUGCCCGGAAACUGCUCCGCACUACUGCCCGACCCACAGAGGCAUGUUAGUCCCACCAGGAGCCGGGUGUCCUCAGUUGAGGUGGCCCUGGAGGCAGAGUUGGCCCAGUUGGAAGCAGAGUUGGAUUCUGACCUCGAGAAGAUCAGACUGCGCCUGUCACAGAGAGACGGCAGCUCCCAGGUCGGCUGGGGCAGGGAGCUGGUGGACAGGCUGGUGCAGAGUGGCGGCGGUACAACAGGUGGAGCACAGGGGCCAGUAUCAGAUCCCAACUUUGUAGCGCCCCAGACAAAGUCCACAAUUUUGGGGUCAGGGUCUGGAGUUCAGCAGUGUGUGUGUCUCUCUCGUUGUCCCGCAGGUUCUGGCAAUGGUGAGAGCAGUCCUGAUGGGACCACGGAGAGGCCAGGCGGCUCAGAGACGUCCAAGAUGAAGGCAGCUCGAGCCAAAUUCGACUUCCAAGCCCAGACUCCAAAGGAGCUCACACUACAAGGGGAUGUCGUUUACAUCCACAAAGUCCUCGACCCGAACUGGAUGAAAGGGGAGCAUCACGGGAGGCUUGGCAUCUUCCCCACGUCCUACGUUGAGAUAAUCCCCGCUCACGAGAGACCGACUCCCAUUAAAACUCCCCCCACACAUCUGGUGGAGUACGGGGAAGCCCUGGCCAUCUUCAACUUCAAAGCCGACUCCACCGUGGAGCUGGCCUUCCGCAAGGGUGAAACCAUCUCACUCACCCGCAAGGUCGAUGACAAUUGGCUCGACGGGAGAAUUACCGGGACCAAUCGGCAGGGCAUCUUCCCAGCCAACUACGUCCAGGUGGUGAAGUGGCCAAAGAUCAAGGUCUCCAAUAAGUUUUCCAUUGGUCCAACCUCACCCAACCCCAACUUCCCCAAGCCCCCGACCAGCCCCAUCUCCAAGCAUCAGGCCAACACCAUGAUGGUCCCAUGCCCGCUCUCCCCCAACCCCUCUCCAGCCGGCACAGCCCAGACACACCCCUACACCUCGCCCGGCCCCAGCGCCAAGCUCCAAGCCCCCUCCUCAAUGAUGACCCCAAACCAGCCCGGCCCCAACCCCCCCCUGACUCCCAAAGCCCACUCUUACACCAACACCCACCCCGACACCAACGCCCAACCAAUGCCCAGAAACCCAAUCGUACCCCGUCCCUCAACAGUGCCCACAACUCCAUCCGAUCAUAGAACCUCGGCACUCCACAAAGCCCAGACCCACCCUAAUAUCUCACCAUCCCCUCAAACCCACCAGUACCCCAAUAUCUCACCAUCCCCCCAAAUUCACCAGUACCCCAACAUCUCACCCCCCCAAACCCACCAGUACCCCAAUAUCUCACCAUCCCCCCAAACCCACCAGUACCCCAAUAUCUCACCAUCCCCUCAAACCCACCAGUACCCCAAUAUCUCACCGUCCCCCCAAAUUCACCAGUACCCCAAUAUCUCACCAUCCCCUCAAACCCACCAGUACCCCAGUAGUUCACCGUCCCCCCAAAUUCACCAGUACCCCAAUAUCUCACCGUCCCCCCAAAUUCACCAGUACCCCAACAUCUCACCGUCUCCCCAAAUUCACCAGUACCCCAAUAUCUCACCAUCCCCCCAAACCAACCACUUCUUCAACAGCUCGCUGACCAACAUAAGCCCAGACCACGGCAACAUUGCACGGACCUCCCCUAUCCAGUCUUACCCCAACAUCUCAUCAACGUCCCCAGCCCAGCCCCCGCCCAAAGCCAACCACUACCCCAACACACAAACCCCCACAGCCCAAACUCACCCCAAAACUUUGUCCAUUCCCCAAACCCAAGUCCACUUCGUCAUCUCACCAAUGCCCUCAUCCCAGCCCCAUCCCAUCGCAAUGCCCCCCACAUCCCAGCCCCAUCCCAUCUCAAUGCCCCCCACAUCCCAGCCCCAUCCCCAUCUCAAUGCCCCCCACAUCCCAGCCCCAUCCCAUCUCAAUACCUUCAUCCCAGCCCCAUCCCAUCUCAAUGCCCUCAUCCCAGCCCCAUCCCAUCUCAAUGCCCUCAUCCCAGCCCCAUCCCAUCUCAAUGCCCUCAUCCCAGCCCCAUCCCAUCUCAAUGCCCCCCCACAUCCCCCACCCCAUCCCAUCCAAGCCCCAUCCCAGCCCCAUCCCACCACUGCACCACCCCCCCACGCCAGCCCCUACGCCCCCCCCCCACAGCCCUCCACUUUCUCCCCCGCUCCCCCAAUGGACCCCACCACCUCAUUGACCAGAUUACCAGCCAACCAGCACUGGCAGCCCGUUCGGCCGGCCAAUGGGCAUGAGGACGUGCCGCCCGGCGCUGCCCAAUGGCCCCUCCGGCCAUCACCGUCUCCACGGACACUGCCGGCACCGGGAGUCAUGGCAACCACCGCCUCCGCCCAGCAACCUGCCCAGGGGUCGCAGACAGAGGUCGCGAGGGGAGGGGGCUGGAGCACGUACCGGGCUCUGUACAACUACCAGCCACUCAACAGUGACGAGCUGGAGCUGCGGGAGGGAGAGUUGGUGGACGUGAUGGAGAUGUGUGAUGAUGGCUGGUUUGUGGGAACCUCUCAACGGACGUGUCGGUUCGGAACCUUCCCCGGGAACUACGUGAGGCCUGUCUGACCCCCGUCUACCCCAUGUCUGGUCCCUGUCUGGACCCCGUCUGACCCCCUCCCCCCGCGGGGAGAGUGGGCUGUGGGGGGAGCAGAUCGGGGCCUGUGGGAGGGGUACAUUCUGUUUCAGGGGCACAGUAGCAGUUUCAGGGGUACAGAGGCCAUCAAAGGGGGUUCAGGUGCUUUGAGGGGGUUCAGGGAGGAGUGAAAUACAGGAGGGUCGAGGGGGGUCACAGAGGGUCCCAGGUCAGAGGUCAGCGAGAGGUCAUCACCCCCCCUUUCUCUUAAUCAAAAUCAAAAAUGAAAUAUAAUCACUUAUUGCAAGAAUAUAUACAAUAGAAACCAAUAUCGAACAAACCCUCCACCCUAAUAUAAAAUUACCCGACUAACUAAACAAAUAUUCUAAACUCUUCUAUGAUCUUAUACAACUGUGUUACAAUCCUUGUCAGGGAUGUAUUUCACCCCCAGUGGUCCCGGAAAUCCCCCAGCGCGUGCUCCCUCUCUAACUCCACCCGGGCACGGACUUUACCCCGAACAAGGGGCGGGCAGCCGGCUCGGGCAGAGCGCUCUGCCGCCUGGCGCCGUGACCCGUGGAUGGCUAGCUUGGCCAGGCCCAAGGAGCAACCCAACCAGGACAUCUUCAGCCCCAAACCCUCUCCCCCUACGCACAGGGUGUCCAAAGAUGAGGGUGGUGGGUGUGAAGGCGAGGAGCAGCCCCUUUAGAUAUUGGAACAGGGGCGGCAACCUCACAUGCUCCAUGUACACGUGGAACACAGACUCUUCCAGCCCGCGAUCGUGGCGAGUCUGUGAACCGUGAGAGAAACAGGUUGCACAGGACUCCUCGAUGCAGUAGCCCCCAACCCAGGUCCCCGAUGUAGAGGGGUCACCCCCCUCUUAGGGUCAACGGCAGUGAGAGAGAGGGGGGAGGUCAGCAUCCAUAUCAGGGUCCUGGGGGGAGAGGAGGAACCAGAUGCAUGUGGUGGUGGGGGUUGGGAGGCAGUGAGUCGUGUCGGAGGGGGCCAGUGUGGUGAGGGCAUGGUGCGAUCCCAGCCGGGUGGGGGUGGGGUCUCCCCAACUUGAUCCCAACGUCAGCCAAUCGCCUGUAAAACCUGUUUCACUUCAAUAAAUGGAUGUGAGAUCCAGGCUCUGUCCUCAUGUACAUGGGUCAGUCGGUCACUCAGUGGGGUCACCACACCCGCACGGAUCAGCCUAGAGGGGUGACCCCCCUCCAACACUGACCAAACCCGCCCCAAACUCUGACCCUGAAGGACCUGAGGAAGCACAGGUAGAGCUGCUGCCUCACGGCGCCAGAGACCCAGGUUCGAUCCCGACUACGGGCGCUGUCUGUAUGGAGCAAGGGGGAGGGGACGAUGGUUCGCUGGACAACUGGACAAUCCGGACGGAGGCGACGGCUGGAGGCCCAGCAGCAGCCUGGGGCUCGCCUGGAUCGGGCCCCGCUCCUGGAGACCGAUUUUGGAGUCUUGCAUGCUGCCUCAGUGGACUGUUUCUGUACACCUUGCUAAUCGGGGAUUGUGCUCAGCUUUGCUUGUACUUUACUGAACUGUAAUGCAAAAAAAUGAAUCUCUCUGUGAGUUUGUACAUGUGACAAUAAAACACAUAUUGACCAU